Hirundo rustica (Barn swallow) is the source of this 3148-nucleotide messenger RNA. It is a transcript of the gene AKNAD1, whose product is annotated as AKNA domain containing 1. NCBI's taxonomy places the organism in Eukaryota, Metazoa, Chordata, Aves, Passeriformes, Hirundinidae. The coding region runs from base 19 to 2544 and encodes 841 amino acids. The record is from RefSeq and is a predicted model, not a curated record. The transcript is spliced from 13 exons.
AUUCUACAUAAAUUGGAUAUGGAGACUACAAAAAAGCGCAAACUGUCAGACUGGAUGAAAGCCCAAAUGAAUAAUUCAUUUUCAGAUGCAUUAAGCUGUAGCACAGAUGCAACUGAAAAGGAAGAAAAUUACUUAGUUUAUGACGGAGAUGUAGGAAUAAGCUGUAAAUACAACAAUAAUUCAGAUCAUUUGAAUGCCUGUAGUUGUACAAAAGGUAUUUCUGGUAUUUUAAACUUAGCCUGUUCUGAAGAUAACCAAAACAUAAAAGCAGCAGCCAAUUAUGAAACUCCUCUACAGCCUGAAGAAUUCUCCAGUCAUCACAGAGGCACCAGAGGAACAACUGGAGUUCCAGUUGAAAUGCUGGGAAGUGAAGCCUCCUUUAAGAAGGAAUUACCUGUUGGUAGUUCCAGUAAACCAGAGAGCAAAGAAAAUGUAACUACGUCCAAGAUGUCCCAAGUCCUCCUGCGUCAUUUAUCUAGGGGAGAAUUACUAAGCACAUGCCACUUAAUUGAAUGUGAGACAAUACCAGAGGUGUCCUUUACUGAAAGUAUCGAUGACACUGGGAGCAAACCUGAGCCUUCAGAACACAUCCAAGGCCCUUUAGUGCACGAACAAUGGGCAACGAGCUCCGAGGAAUAUGCCUUCGAAAAGCACGAAGAAAUAAAGGCUCAUGACAAAAAUGGAAACUCUUUACAUGAAAAUAGAUCUGUUUCAAAGAAACCUACUUUUUUUUCUGAUCAUUGUGGGUGCAGACAAGAAUAUCCACAAUUGAUUGAUGAGACUGGAGAUACACACAUCUUUCAAAACAUGAAAGAUGAGAGGGCCCUGUUCAAGCGAACAGUUUCACCUUGUGAGCUCAAAUACGGCCAAGGGCAAGCUCACUGUUGCCUUCCUGACUUCUCUCAAGUUGCUUCAGAAGUUAAAGUACUAAAAAACCCUGACAAUAUUACCUCAGUUCCUUCAUCUGAGAGAGCAAAACCCUUUCCUAUUUUGCUAAGUAAAUCAGUAACUGUGAACAACAUUUUGGAAAAUAAGAAUUACUUUGAUUCUGCUGAAGUCGAGGAUCAAGAAGAAAGGAGUAUUUCAGAACUGCUGCAGCAGCUACAGAUACUUCCUCAGUCAGACUCGGCAAAUGCCAGCGUUGCCAUUUCCUCAGGACACGCUGGGACACCACCUGAUGUCAUCACGUUAUGUGCUCCUGUCCCCGUACAACCUACACAUGGUUUGCUUAAAGCAAGACUGCAGCCUGGAACAGCAGCAUCAGCAGUACCAGCAGCUGGGACAGCAGAAGUGCAGUGUCUAAAUCCUUCGCAUUCACUGCCAGAACUAACACUAGGAGAAAAGAUGUCUCAAAUACUAAAGGAUCACACAGAGCAACUGACUAAGAAAGUGGAAGACUUCUCUAAGCAUAUGAUCCAGGAAACACUCCUUUUACAAGACAAAUAUCUGGCAUUAAAUCAACUGAAAAGAUACCUUGAUGCCUUGGAAAGAAAUUACUUAAAAGCUAGAGAAGAGCACCACAGCUUACAGCUGCAGAACUACAAGGACAAGCCUAUCAACCUUGGAGAGUUUGAUCCUGAGAGAAGAGUGGAAGGAGGAAUAUUCAAACUUGGCAUGCUGCUUGAAGACAUUCAAGAACAAAUCGAUGGCAGCAAAGGCAGCCUGUCGUCGUUGCUGACUUCCUAUGAAGCUGCCCAGUCUUUCUGUGAGAGCUCUGCCGUUUCAAGCACUGCUGAUCUUCCACAAAGAAGAGGUACUGAAACUCCGUUUUUCCAUAAGAAGCAUGAAGGAGAAAGAAGUCAGACAACUGAUGUAAUCCCACCAAGAAAUCAACUUUCUUUAGAAGGCAAAAAGUGCAAUCUUUGUCUUCACAUAAAUACAAACAUCCAGGAAGGAAAAACUGGAACAUCUCCGCUCUUCGUGCAGAGAAAACCUACUGAUUUAUCAGAUACCAACCGGAGCAGCGAUUCAGAAGACUUCUCAGGCUGUGAUUCUUAUAAUGAUUCACAAAGCAAGGACCUUGUCAACUGUGACACUCUAAGUUACAAGUCAUUAAAUACGAGAUUAUGUGGAGAGAGAAAAGGACUUAGAUGCAGAUGCCCCAGGGGAAGCACAGAUCAAGUAAAACUCAGGAAUUACAAGGAGUCUGUUCAGUCUUGUACCCUAUGUAGAAAAAGCAGCUGUGGUUCAUCCUCUUAUUCACAGAAGAGAAUCUCCAAUCAAAAGGCUCAAAAAAUCAAACAGCCAGGUGAAGUUGUAACCAGACUUUGUGAAAGGAAAUCCUUUGAGGCUGCCCAAACCUGCUGUUCAAGCACAUAUGAUAAAAUUAUCCUUUCACAUCAACACACACCCGGCAGGAAAUCUGCCCAAAGAAAAUCUGCGAUCAGCAUCAGAAACAGAAAUGCCAAUGAUUCCUACGCAAAUAUUUUAAGUUCUACUCUGGAUUAUGCCAUAGAGACAGCAAACAGUUUGAAGAAAGCUACAGAGCGAAUGGUACAAGCAGUUUCAGAAGAUCUAGCUAAAGUUAAAAGAAAAGAGUUUUAAUUAACUAGUUCAAAUGCUAUAUUGUUCUGCUGGUUCAUACUGAUGUGUUAGUAUCUCUGCAAAAACAAAAUUAUGAACAUACACAAGAAAAAGUCAGCUAAUUAACUUUGUCAGCUCCUCUGUACCUAUUGGUACUAAACCAGAGCAUACAGGUACUCCACGUUUACACUCAGUCUUAGAACUGUAAAACAAAUUAUUAAUUCUACUGAAAGUCUUUAGGAGGUUGGCUAAUCCCCAUUACUGUGUACAGAUACCUUCUCUAAGUAUUCACUUAAGACAGUUCAAUAAAAAUUGGCUUAAACAAGCAAAAUUAACUUUCUGACUUGGAUUUCCCCCCACUCCCAAGUGUGAGAAUAAACCUCAGUCAUUACUACGUAUCAUUUCUUCCCACAGUUCAACAGCAGCUGCCCAAUCACACCAAGAGAAAACAGCCUCUGUAACUGAGACAUCUAGAAGCAAACAUCAUCUUAACGUACCAAGUCAUAGUCAACAUUUUAAAUUAUUUUGGUUUUAAAGUGCCCUACAUUGAGAGUUGUUUGUUUUUAAGAAGUAUCUUUGUAUGUUGCAAUGACUGAAUUGCACCAUUUGUUGUUUAUGUAUUUGU